CCCCACGCUUGAUAGAUUUUUCCUUUUGUGGGUAUCAGGAACCACUGCUUGUUCUCAUCUUGGUUUUGCUCAAAAUUCGAUUUUUUUUUAUCUUUUGAAUAUUCCAUUAAGACAUAUCUCAGUUUUUGUCUCCCCUGUUUUUGUUUUAAGAAAAUAAAAUAAAAAGAGAGUCCUUUUCAAAGUCUAUCUGUAAAUGGCGAUGCACUCGACUACACCUCUAUGAAAGCUUUUCUAGUGUUUUAAUUCUUCUUCUUUAUUCUCUCUCUCUCUCUCUCUCUCAUUUACAUCUCUCACUUUCAACUCCUUUCUCGUUGAUUGAUACACUCUCUUAAAAGACUUCACACACGACGUUUUAAUUCGACCUGGCUUCUUCUUCUUCUUCUUCUUCAGGUGGAUUCUCUCAUUCUUCAUUCAAGUGGCUUCUGAAGUACCUGAGCUUUGAUUGAUUCUUGAACACACAGAGCUGAAGAAAUUGAUGGUUUCUUAUUCAAGACGCCGAGCUAUAUUAGCUUCGAUGGAUUGAUAGGGCAGCAGCAUUGAUGGGAUUUGAUAGACUAACAGUAAAGGAAAAACAGUGGUUAUUAUGGAUUCACGAGGUGACAGUUCCAGGUUCGGACAUCAGCAGUAUCCGACAAAGCCCUCCAGGAACAUGUCUUCAUCAUCCUCUGCAGCUUUCUUCUCAGCUAACCAAUCUCCCUUCUUCUCCCCAAGAUCUCCCAAACUCCAACAAGAACACUCCGAAUCAACUCGCUCCGAUCCUCAAUGCGACAGCUUCGAUCCCCUCACCUCCAGCUCCGACAUCGUGUUUCAGAAUCUCGAACCUUCGAGCAGCGUGAUCCCAAGAUACGCCAGAGGAGGAGGGCAUGACUCGUCUUCCUACACUCAGACAUCUUCAGUCUCCGUCUCCUACAACAGGGUGAGAUGCUGCGACGUGUUCUUAGGCCUGCACGGUAACAAACCUUCUCUCCUUCGGUUCGCCGAUUGGCUAAGAGCCGAGUUAGAGUUCCAAGGGAUGAGCUGUUUCAUGUCGGACAGAGGAAAGUGCAGAAGCUCGCGUAAACAGAGAAUCAUCGAGAGAGCCAUGGACGGCGCUUCCUUCGGAGUCAUCGUCCUCACCAGAAAGUCUUUCAAAUCCCCUUACGCGAUCGAGGAGCUUCGGUUCUUCUCCGAGAAGAAGAACCUCGUCCCCGUCUUCUUCGAUCUUUCACAAGGAGAAUGUCUCGUCCGCGACAUAGUCGAGAAGAGGGGAGAGGUAUGGGAGAAGCACGGAGGCGAGGUGUGGGAGUGUUACGGAGGGAUCGAGAGAGAGUGGAGAGAAGCCGUUCACGGUCUAUCUCGUGUAGUUGAUGAUUGGAAGCUCGAAGCUCACGAAGGUAACUGGAGAGACUGUGUUUUCAGAGCGGUUACGUUGCUGGCGAUGAGGUUAGGGAGGAGGAGUAUCGUCGAGAGGUUGAGUAGAUGGCGCGAUAAAGCUGAAAAAGAAGAGUUUCCUUAUCCGAGGAACGAUGGUUUCGUCGGGAGGAAGAAGGAGUUGUCAGAGCUGGAGUUCGUUUUGUUCGGAGACGUUGGUAAAGAUUCCGAGAGAGAUUACUUCGAGCUCAAGACAAGGAGGAAGAAUAAGAAGAAGAAGAAUGUGACGUUAGGGUGGAACAACAAGAAAGGGAAAGAGAAAGUCGUGUGGAAAGAGUCUGAUAAAGAGAUCGAGAUGAUGCAAAGCGCCGAGUUAAGACGGAACAACACGAGAAGGAGGAAACGGUCGACGAAAAUCGCUUACGGGAAAGGCGUGGCGUGCGUCUCGGGCGAGUCCGGGAUCGGUAAAACCGAGCUGCUUCUCGAGUUCGCUUACAGGCACCACCAGAGGUACAAGAUGGUGCUUUGGAUAGGCGGCGAGAGCCGUUACAUCAGGCAGAACUAUCUCAACCUCCACCACUACUUGGAGGUCGAUGUCGGCGUUGAGAAUUGUUCCGAUAAGACGAGGAUGAAGAGCUUCGAAGAGCAGGAGGACGCCGCGGUUUCGAGGAUCAGGAAGGAGAUGAUGAGGAACAUACCGUUUUUGGUUGUGAUCGAUAACUUGGAGAGCGAAAAAGACUGGUGGGAUUCGAAGCUGGUGAUGGAUCUUCUUCCGCGGUUCGGGGGAGAGACGCAUAUUUUGUUAUCUACGCGUCUCUCCCGGGUUAUGAACAUGGAGCCGUUGAAGCUCUCUUACUUAUCUGGCGCUGAAGCUAUGGCCUUGAUGCAAGGGAACAGCGUUAAUAAAGACUAUCCUGUCCCUGAAAUGGACGCGUUGAGAGCGAUUGAGGAGAAGCUUGGGAGGUUAACGUUGGGAUUAGCCGUCGUGGGAGCGAUUUUGUCGGAGCUUCCAAUAAACCCUAGCAGGCUUUUGGAUACUAUAAAUAGAAUGCCGUUGAGAGAGAUGUCUGGUGGUCGGGAGGGGAGCUUGUUGAGAAGAAGUGUGUUUCUGUUGCAGCUGUUUGAAGUGUGUUUUUCGAUCUUUGAUCACGCGGAUGGACCGAGGAGUUUGGCUACUAGGAUGGUCGUUGCGGGCGGGUGGUUAGCUCCAGGGGCUGUACCAGCUUCUUUGUUAGCUUUGGCUGCUUAUAAACUCCCUGAGAAACAUAGAGGUCCGAAACGGCUGUGGAGGAGACUGCGACGAGCUAUAACUUGUGGUUUUGCGUCUUCUAAGUCCAAACGAUCAGGAGCUGAAGCUGCUUCUAUGUUGCUUAGAUUCAACAUCGCUAGAACCAGCAGUAUCAAGUUAGGGUUUAUACAGAUACACGAGCUGGUGAAACUCUACGCGAGAAACCGUGUGCUGGUGAAUGAGAAUGCUCCUGCGAUGGUUCGAGCUGUGAUAAGCCGCGGCUCGACGGUUGAAACAGCAGAGCAGAUGUGGGGUGUAUGCUUCUUGCUGUUCGGUUUUGGCAACGAAGCUCCAACCAUCCAGUUAAAGAUAACAGAGCUGCUGUUUCUUGUGAAGCAAGUAAUCUUGCCUCUAGCGAUCAAAACUUUCAUAACGUUUUCUCGUUGCAGCGCUGCGGUUGAGCUGCUUAGAGUCUGCACUAACGCUCUUGAAGCGGCUGACCAAACGCUGGUGACGCCGGUGGAGAAGUGGCUGGACAAGUCUCUUUGUUGGAGACCGGUUCAGACAAGCGCACAGCUAAACCCUGUUCUUUGGGAAGAGCUUGCUCUGACUCGAGCCACUGUGUUGGAGACUAGAGCUAAGCUGAUGUUACGUGGCGGGCAGUUCGGCGUGGCUGAUGAUCUGAUUAGAAAAGCCAUCUUUAUAAGAACUUCGAUCUCAGGAGAGGAUCAUCCUGCGACUGUGUCGGCUCGAGAGACAUUAAGUAAGUUAACGAGACUCUUAUCCAAUGUUCAUCAAAUUCAGAACAGUUCGCCGUGAUAGAUAGAGGUUUCUUAGGGCUGUCUCUUGUUGUAAAAGUUAUAAAAGGUUAGAGUUUCUUGUUUUGUCAUAAUCAUUAUUUUUUUAGCUAUAAGAGUUAGAUUUAUACAGAGGCUUUAGUAAUAAAGAAAACUAUUAGUAUUAUGUAAGAAAAU
This is a messenger RNA of Brassica oleracea var. oleracea, 3552 nucleotides long. RefSeq lists its product as uncharacterized. The transcript has 2 exons. Gene Ontology annotation, biological process: recombinational repair; signal transduction. NCBI's taxonomy places the organism in Eukaryota, Viridiplantae, Streptophyta, Magnoliopsida, Brassicales, Brassicaceae. Bases 584 to 3397 code for a protein of 937 amino acids. The record is from RefSeq and is a predicted model, not a curated record.